AUGGAAAAUGGAGGCAUAGAUAUCCUUGCUCUUAAGCAAAUGUUUGAAGAUUGCAGUCAUAAAGAAGAAGAAGAGCACCAAGAAUAUUUUGAGCAAGUCAUUGAAGAAAAAGAGAAAGAAACUUUCUGGGAUGACGAUGAAAUUACUCCAGUUGGUUUCUACAAAGAUUUAUCAGAUGACAGGCCAGAACCAAAAUACCACAUACAUUACAAACAAUGCAUCGGAACAGGCGAUGUCUAUCUUGGUCUUAAUAUGAACGACCCAUCUAAUGCAAACGUCGAUGCUGUCGUUAUAAAAGUUGCACUAAAUGGUACCCAGCCAGAUGAUAUAGAUCUUAACGUUAUGAAUGGCUUUCUUGAUCUUCGCUGUCCAAAAUAUCAUCUUACACUCAAACUUGAUAAAGUUCCAGAUGACAAAAAAGAAGUUUCCGCGAAAUGGAAACAAGAAACAGAAGAACUUACAAUCGAAGUUCCUGUUAAGAGAGAAGAAAUUAAAAUUGUUUAA
Molecule: messenger RNA, 504 nt
Organism: Trichomonas vaginalis G3
Lineage: Eukaryota; Parabasalia; Trichomonadida; Trichomonadidae
Product: twister family
Exons: 1
Coding region: 1-504 (167 amino acids)
Biological process (GO): axonemal dynein complex assembly
Cellular component (GO): cytoplasm
Molecular function (GO): dynein intermediate chain binding; protein-folding chaperone binding
Source: RefSeq, a predicted model, not a curated record